Molecule: messenger RNA, 816 nt
Organism: Dipodomys spectabilis (banner-tailed kangaroo rat)
Lineage: Eukaryota; Metazoa; Chordata; Mammalia; Rodentia; Heteromyidae
Product: 3-ketoacyl-CoA thiolase A, peroxisomal-like
Exons: 7
Coding region: 1-756 (251 amino acids)
Biological process (GO): phenylacetate catabolic process; fatty acid beta-oxidation
Cellular component (GO): peroxisome
Molecular function (GO): acetyl-CoA C-acyltransferase activity
Source: RefSeq, a predicted model, not a curated record
AUGGUCAUUCCCCACCUCCUCCACGGGAGGGCGCCCCAGGCCCAGGACCCUGUGACAGUGACGAUCAUUCCCCACCUCCUCCACGGGAGGGCGCCCCAGGCCCAGGACUCCGCCGCGCUGGGCGGGGCCGGGUGGAGGGGGGCGGAGGGGGGGACCCCAGGCCAGGGCGUCCUGGGCCCCUCCCGGCAGGACACCACCCCCGACGAGCUCCUGUCGGCCGUGAUGACCGCCGUGCUGCAGGACGUGAACCUGAGGCCGGAGCAGCUGGGGGACAUCUCCGUGGGCAACGUGCUUCAGCCUGGAGCCGAGGCAGUGAUGGCCAGGAUUGCGCAGUUUCUGAGAAAUUUAGGCAGAACCCGGGGCAAGGGGGUGGAGCGAUCCUCAGCUCUUAGCCUCCUAAGUAGCUGGGAUUACAGGCGUGAGCCACGGUGCCAGCUCAUGCUUCACUUUGCUCUUGGGGUCUCUCCCUUGUGCGUAGGGCUGACGGUGAAUGACGUGGACAUCUUUGAGAUCAACGAGGCCUUUGCCAGCCAGGCCCUGUACUGCGUGGAGAAGCUGGGCAUCCCCCCUGAGAAGGUGAACCCCUUGGGGGGCGCCGUGGCCCUGGGCCACCCGCUGGGCUGCACUGGUACGCGCCAGGUGGUCACGCUGCUGAAUGAGCUGAAGCGCCGUGGAAAGAGGGCCUACGGCGUGGUGUCCAUGUGCAUUGGCACCGGCAUGGGGGCCGCUGCUGUCUUCGAACACCCUGGAAACUGAGGCCCUGCUGGUGUUCCUGAACUCCCUGUCCUCCGUGGAGUACGGGACUGCAGCCAUGAU